CAACAACAACAACAACAACAAAAACAACACCGAAAUCAUCAUCAACAUCAAUGUUUGUCAUAAAAAAUUAUUUUCUAUCAGCCAUUUGGUGUUGGCUCAAACAAUUUCAUGCAAUCGGAAUAUUUUUUGCAUUAUGUUCAGUACUAUUUUGGUCAUUCAAUGGUUUAUCAUAUAAAUUAAAUCCACAUUUACAUGCAUUAGAGAUAUUGAUGAUAAGCUCAUUAUUUGUAUCGAUUACAUACCUGGGAUUUAUGUUUGCAUUUUAUGGUGUGAGAUAUCGAACAAAACAAACGAACAAUAAUCAUAAUAACAAUUGGACCAAAUCGAGUCGAAUUGAACCAUUUGAUUGGUCAUUACUAUUUGGUGUACCCGGUGAACGAAUCAGUUUGAUUAUGAGAUGUCUUUGCGGUACAAUUUCAUUGGCAUGUUUUUAUUCAUCAUAUCGUUAUAUACCACUUGGCGAUGCAACCACCAUACGUUUUACAUCGCCGGUUUUUAUUGCAAUAUUUGCACAUUUUAUCGUUAAUGAACCAUUUGGAUUGUUACAAAUUGUCAACGCAUUGACAACAUUAAUCGGUGUCAUUUUGAUUGGCCGUCCUAGUUUUAUAUUUGGUGGCAAAACAUUAUCAUUAAAUCGCGAAGCAGAAUUGACAUUCGAACUAAAUGAUACAUUACCAAUAUGGCCAAUAGAAAAAAGAGAUUUAUUACAACAUAAUCGAUCCAGCGGUUUUGAUCAUUUGAAUGUCAUCAGUAGUUUAUUCACUUCGGAUCCAUUAACAUUGCCAGAAGAAUUGAAUGAUGUUGUAACAUCAACUAUGUCUACACAACAUUUACAUUCAUCAACAUCAACACUAUCAUUAAUCAAUGAUUGGUCAUCAACGUUGUUUGGUGUAUUCUUAUCAUUAAUUGCUGCCAUAUCGAUCUCAAUAUCAAUGAUUUUUAUGAGAAAAAUACGUAAAACGCCACCACCAUUGGUUAUAUUUUGGUUUUCAUUAUCCAAUGUGAUAUUGGGUGCUGUUGGUCUUUGGAUUAUCGAUGAAUAUCGCAUGCCAAUCGGUUUCGAAUGUUGGCUAUUAAUAAUAAUGACAACUUUUUGCACUGGUUUAGAUCAAUUUUUCAUCACAUUGGCAUUAAAAAUGGAAAAUGCUGGUGCCGUUGCCGUUAUACAGGCAUUAUGUGUUGUAUUAAGUUUCAUAUUUUCCAUACUAAUUCUACAUGAACCAUUAUAUUGGACAUCAGCAUUGGGUGGUACAUUCAUAUUUUUUUCAGUUUUAGUUUUGGGUUUUUCAAAAUUAUUACAAGAAACCACUUAUUCUGGUAUUAAAUCAACAAUAUUUGCCAUCAAUAUAUUGCAUUCAAAUUCGAAAAAAUUUAAUCUAGAUGAUACAUAUCGAAAAUUAUCCACGACAACAUUAUCAACAACAUCAUCAUCAUCACAAAGAUCAUCAAAUAGUUUCGGUGAUGGCAUGAAUAAUAAUAAUAUAAACAAUUCGAAUCAUUGCUCAUCAUUCCGUCGCUAUUCACAACAAUCGUUACAUUACCAUCAUCAUCAUCAUCAUCAAUCAUUUAAUGAACCAUAUUUAUUACGUGUUGCACCGAUUCUUGGUGAUAAACCACCAUCAUCAUCAUCAUCAUCAUGUGGUAUCUGUAUUCAAAAUACUGAUCAUUAACAAUAUCUAAUCUGCCAAUCCCGAUAAAAGAAUCUCUAAAGAUCUCCAGAAUCUUGAA
Molecule: messenger RNA, 1728 nt
Organism: Dermatophagoides farinae (American house dust mite)
Lineage: Eukaryota; Metazoa; Arthropoda; Arachnida; Sarcoptiformes; Pyroglyphidae
Source: RefSeq, a predicted model, not a curated record